Pseudonaja textilis is the source of this 671-nucleotide messenger RNA. The record is from RefSeq and is a predicted model, not a curated record. Lineage: Eukaryota; Metazoa; Chordata; Lepidosauria; Squamata; Elapidae.
CGCGAGCGUUGGAGCUGUUCCUGGAAUCGCUGUUGAAGACGGCUUGCCACGUCACCCAAUCCAGGAACGCCAAAACGAUGACAACGUCCCACCUGAAACAAUGCAUAGAACAGGAGCAGCAGUUUGAUUUCCUGAAGGACCUUGUGGCUUCGGUACCCGACAUGCAAGGCGAUGCCGAGGACAACCACACGGAAGGAGGAGAGAAAGUUUCCCGUCGGGGCCGAAAACCUGGCAGCGGGCGAAGGAACGGUGGCACGGCGGGAAAAGGAAAAGAUCCGAAACAAUCUGGCACAGACUCUGAACAGGACGAUGAUUCAGAAGACAGUGAAAGCAACGGAGAAGAGGAAGCUAUGCAGACUAUUCCCUCUACACAACCAGCUGCUACGCAUCUCUCUCCAGCCCCUGCACCCUACCUCCAUUUUACAGCCCCUCCCAUCUCCGCUGUCCCCUUACCUGUACCAGCUCCAACAGGAACAGUCCCGGUUGCACUUCCACCCGUGUCCCACGCGCCAGUCCAGGCAGGAGAAGAGGAAGAUUAUGACACUUAACAUACACACACAACGCACCCUGGUUCCGUUUUCACUGCUGCCAUUCGGGAGGGGAGGGGCGGGAGGGUGGGGGAGAAUCAUAGGGGGUUUGAAAGGGGCUGUUCUUAAAUUUAUUAAAAAAGA